UAUUAACGCUGUCAGCGUCCAAGUAGAAUGUACCCCUUAAAUCAAUGGGCCACGUUCACGGAGGUACGUUCAUGAUGAAAAAAUUCUCUAAUCAUGAAAAAAAAAAUAGAGGACGGAAAUAACGCUCGCAACACAACACCGGCAAGAGCAAAAACGUCUGCACCCAUUGGCUGGAUCUGUUAGACGACACCUCCCCUCCAUAACCAAAGUACAGGCACAGGCGGCACAGGCAGUAGAGUAAAAGGAAACUUGAUAUCGCCGGUUGGCAUUCGCGAUAACGCCGGAACGCAUGUGGUCAAAAUUGAAUAUAUCCAAAUAUUCAAUACAAAGGGUUUAAAAAACAAUAAUUCCGAUGAGUGACAUAGAGCCUGAUUAUGGGAGUGAUCAGGAGGUUUCUGCGAAUCAUUCAAAACUAAUCGAGGCAGUCUCGAAACUCGACAAAGGCCAAAGAGUCAAGAAACCUCAGCGCAGCGAACCAAGCUUAGAAGUAUCGGAAUUUCAUUUAGUCAAGAGUGGUAUAUCGGACAAAGAUGCUGUUCACAUUGAAGAAUUGGCUCAAACCCUCGGUGGGAAAGGACACCAUGCGGACAUUAGCAAAAAAUUACAGACUGCACGCCAAAAAACUAAAGUUUUGCCGAAACCUUUGGAAAAGCCUGCUGCUGAUAAAUUAAAAAGAGCCGUCGGCUAUGAGAACACGGUCAAGGAUUUACGUGCAUGGAAUGCCAUAGUAGCUAGGAACAGGACUGCAGAAACCUUAACAUUCCCAUUGACCCAAUCGACCGGCAGACUGCCAACGACAAAUGAGUUUGUCAAAAGAUUUAGAUUACAAUCGGAGUUGGAAAAAGAAUUGGAAAAGCUGGAGCCACCCAAACCCAUUGUUGAAGAAAAAGUUGACGAAUUUCCUCUGACACUGGAAGAAAUAAUGCAGAAAAGGAAAGAAGCUGCAAAAUUUCGUGCUCAACAGUCUUACAAGGAAGCUAAAGCUCAUCGUCAGAACAAAAUAAAGAGCAAAAAGUUUCACAGGAUACAGAGAAAAGCUAGAAUAAAGCAGCAAUUGAAGGAAUUUGAAGAACUUCAGAAAACUGAUCCUCAAGCUGCGCUCCUGAAAUUGGAAGAACUCGACAAAACUCGUGCUGAAGAAAGAAUGUCCCUCAGACACAAAAGUACAGGUCAAUGGGCAAAGAACAAACAAGUUCGGGCUAAAUAUGACAAAGAUAGUCGCCAAGUGCUGGCGCAACAACUGUCAAUCAGCAAAGCGCUGACUCAAAAAAUUCGAAGUAACGAUGACAGUGACGAGGACGAGGAAGUUCCUACCGAGGUUGCAAAGCCAUCGAAAAACGAUGAGGACAAUCCAUGGGUCAAUGGAGUGAAGACAUCCGAGGAGAUAAACGAUUUCAUCAGUGGAUAUCGAAAAUAUUGGGACGAAAAGAAUAAAGCUUCGAGUGAUCAAGGGAAAAGCGAUGAGGAAAAAAAAAGUUCAGAAGCGAAAGUGUCGAAGUCGGCAAUUCCAAAUCCUGUUGAAAGUGUGACGGAAGAGUACGAGGAUUCGGGAGAGAACGUUGACUCGAAAAAGCAGUCACAAACGAAAAUAAGAAAUAAAAAAAGCAGAGAAUUGUCGAAGAGACAUGGAAAAUCGUCAGAAGUUCAAGAAAAAUCUUCAAAUAAAGAGAAUUUAAACAAAAUGACAGAACUGAAAAAAGCUGGCACGUCAGACUGGUACGUUGAGCCAGUGGUUCCCCUUGUCCAGCCGAAAAAGAAAAGUCCAAAAAAAAAGAAAUCCACAACGAAGGAAGAAUCUCCUUUAAAACGGCAAGUCGACAUUGACGAUUUGUUCGAGUCGAUGGAGAAAAAAAUGCACAGUCGAAUAGACGCGAAAGUGAAAAAUAUUAAGCGAACACUGAGUUCCACUGAACCAGCAAUGAAUAAUAGUGACACGAAUUCGAAGAACAAGAAAAAACCAAAAGAUUACAACGUUGAUGAAUUGGCAUUCAAGAAACAAAAACUCCGUCCAGAUUUUGAUAUUGGCCUGGACGAGAGUGUUGGUAUAUCGGGCAAUCAGGCUAUAAAAACAUCAACCUCGUUAACCGAAGAUUCGAGCAUGCCCUUUAGCGCUGAUAACGAAUCUACGUCUCAGAAAAAAGCCAACGAAAUUGAUCCUAAUAAAUUUAUCAAUGUGAAACCAAAACAUCUGAUAACUCUAAUGCCCGACACGAUGACCAACGGGGAUGAGGCCCUCGACGACAACGAGGAAGACGAAGAUCAGCAAAAUAUUAUCAGCGAGGCUUUUGCCGAUGAUGACGUCGUCGAGGAGUUCAGGAAGGAAAAGGCAGAAGAGGUGAAGAAAUCUCAGCCGGAGGAUAUCGAUCUCCGACUGCCGGGUUGGGGUUCUUGGGGAGGGAAAAACAUCGUAAAUUCGACGCGGAAGAAGCGUCGAUUCAUUUUGAAAUUUCCAAAAGUAGCAAAACGUCGUGAUGAAAAUAAAGGUGACGUUGUAAUACUGGAGGAAAAAGAUGCGAAAAUACGUGAACAUCAGGUCAGCGAUUUGCCAUAUCCUUUCAACACUGUCAAGGAUUUUGAGGCGAGCAUUCGAGCUCCGAUUGGCCGGAACUUCGUCCCGGAAAAUGCCCACAAACGCUUAAUCCGACCGGCUGUAAAAACUAAAAUGGGUGCUAUCAUCGAGCCUAUGGACGCUCAAGCAUUGGUCAAGAAAAAUUUAAAACCGAGGAGACGAACAGCAGCCUUGAAGAAGGACAAAACAACAGUCGACAAAAUCCAAGUGUAGGCACGUAUUUCUCUAUGAGAUAUUCCAGAUAUUUUAAAUUUUGUUCCUUUAGUAAAAAGGAAAUUUAAUAUUGUUUGCUAAUGUGUAUAAUGUUAUGUUUACGUGAAAAAUAAAUGACCAGAUUAAUAUCGUA
Molecule: messenger RNA, 2915 nt
Organism: Venturia canescens
Lineage: Eukaryota; Metazoa; Arthropoda; Insecta; Hymenoptera; Ichneumonidae
Product: U3 small nucleolar RNA-associated protein 14 homolog B
Exons: 6
Coding region: 353-2782 (809 amino acids)
Biological process (GO): rRNA processing
Cellular component (GO): small-subunit processome; nucleolus
Source: RefSeq, a predicted model, not a curated record